CUAAACCUGUAGGAAGUGAAGCCAGCUUGCCACGUUCCUGGCAACGAAGCCUCUUCAUCACAGGUCAAACUGUAUCAGCAAUCUGCCCUGAUCCGAAUCCUCCGUUUUGUACCAUGCAUCUCGAGAGUCUCAUCGAAGAUCUCGGCAGUUUUGGUCGCUAUCAGAGAUGCAUCGUCUGUGUUCUCGCACUGUGUAAAGCCCUUACCGCUCCAUCUAUGAUGACAAUGGCAUUCGCAGGGGUUGAACCCGAUUGGUGGUGCGAGUCACGUGAUCAGGAUGACGCCGCCAUUUUCACAAAUGGCAGUUACCAAAAUUGUCAGUGGAAUGAGACUUGUCAGAGAAUAUUUGAGUCCGAAACGGUAACCAUAGUAUCAGAGUGGAACCUCGUAUGUGGCAAGAGGUGGGUCAGUGAUAUCAUUAUCUCCAUACAAAUGGUUGGUGUCCUUUUCGGCAGCAUAAUUGCAGGCUACUGCGCUGACAGAUACGGUCGGAAGAAGGUGGUCUACGGUGGACUGGUCUUGAGCACCAUCAGCAACCUCACAGCUUCUUUCUCUGUGUCCUGGGUCAUGUUUACUGUGAUCCGAGUCAUCAUCGGACUGGCGGUUGGAAUGACACUGUCAUGCUGCUUCCUGUACCAAUUGGAAUUUGUGGGAAAGAAAUGGCGAGGGGUGUGUGCCACGAUCCCGUCCUGGUCCCUUGGUAUAGUGCUAUUUGCUGUUUUUAGUUGGAUCCUCCGGAACUGGAAGUGGCUACAUCUAGCAAUCGCUGCAUUCAACAUUCCCUUGCUGCUGACAUGGUUUGUAAUGCCAGAGUCACUCCGCUGGUUAGCUGUGAAAGGACGUCUUGAGGAGGCGAGGCGCGUCGCUAACAGGAUUGCGAAGUUCAACAAGAAGACCGUUCCAGACCUGUCCAUCUUGGAGCUGAUAGCCGAGGAAGAGAAGGCGGAAGGGGUCAAAGCUAAAUCCUAUUCCUACAUAGAUCUAAUCCGAACCAGGAAACUGAGGUCCAGAACUCUGAUAACAUGUUUUAUUUGGUUCUCUCUGUCCAUCGUGUACUAUGCCAUUUCGUUUGGUGUGAACAACCUGUCAGGCGACUUCUAUCUGAACCUGCUGAUCAUGGGGCUUCUGGAGGUUCCGAUGGCUCUCGUACAGCUCUUCAUGGUCUCAGUGUUCAGUCGGCGUUGGGCGUGCGCUAUACUGUUCUUGCUCUCAGCUGUUGCCUGUUUUGGUGUUGCCAUAGUAACAAAGCUAGCUCCCACAGAUAUCAAAGUGCCGCUAGAAAAUGGAUUUGCAAUCUCCGCCAAAUUAUUCAACAUCAGUGCAUGGUUAUUGGCUCUGGCGUUGUCAAGUGAACAGUUCCCUACUGUUGUCAGAAACUUGGCACUUGCUGGUCUAAACACAGUUGCGAGAAUUGGAGGGAUUAUGGCAGCUCAGAUAUUUUCUUUGGGUUCCAAGGACGAUCUGUUGCCACCUUUCGUCGCCAUGGGAAUUUUUAUGUCCUUUACAGCAUGGUCAUGCUUUGGCCUUGAGGAGACAAGCAAAACGCCAUUAGAGGAUACAAUGAAGAAAUAUACAAGAGAAAUAUCGAAUGAAAAGACAGAAGAAAUUCUCCUAAAAGGUAUUCCUUUGAUAAGGAAUGGUACUGUUGAUGCGAAAGGAGACAAUCCUAAAGCGGAAGAAGAAGAUAUUAAUUCAAUACAAUGUGGUGAUUAUGACAAAGGAAGUAUGUGUCAGUCAAGGGUGCAAAUAACUGUGGAGCUGAUUGAUAACAGUGCGCCAAAGGAAGAUGAGCAGUCAGAACAUGAUACCUAGGCCCUGAGAGUGUACAGUUCAGAUUUCGAGAAUGGGUGGUGACAAACAAAUACAUAAGUAUGCUAUCUAACGAUGAAAUAACAACAAAGAUUGAAUGACUAUAAUUGAUUGUAAUAAUUAUCAACAACAGUGUUUCCAGUCAGUUAUGGUAAGUUAUUCAAUUUAAAUUUAAAUGAUAUCUACUAAAAACAAUGUUCAGAUUA
Messenger RNA from Haliotis rubra (blacklip abalone), 2014 nucleotides. Its product is annotated as organic cation transporter protein-like. The record is from RefSeq and is a predicted model, not a curated record. Gene Ontology annotation, biological process: transmembrane transport. NCBI's taxonomy places the organism in Eukaryota, Metazoa, Mollusca, Gastropoda, Lepetellida, Haliotidae. The transcript has 9 exons. Bases 114 to 1811 code for a protein of 565 amino acids. Gene Ontology annotation, cellular component: membrane. Gene Ontology annotation, molecular function: transmembrane transporter activity.